AUCCAAACAAAAAUUAGAAUGGAAUCUUUUUCAUUCAAAUCUAAUCUCUUUGUCAUAGCGAAACGGUGUCGCUAUCAGAGUAUUUCAGGUAAAUUUCAUUAGGCCUCUUAAAUUUCAAUUAGACCAUUGAUAGAAUUCUUAGUCAUGCCUAGCCGUGUUGAACAACUCAUGGCUCAAAAUAACAGGACCGAAACUCCUUCAGAUAUGCUGGCGGAGGUACACAUUUACGUAGUACCACACGACAAAUGGAUCCCAUACCGCCGGCUCGCCAAGAACAGAGUGGUCGAGGAGACGGUGUCUGUGGGGUUCGUGCGGGUGCUUCCUGAGACGACGCUCACCGAACUCAGGACCGCCCUCAGAGAGCAGCUACCGGAGGAAGAACUCCUCCAUCACUUCGUCUUCAUCAAAAGUGUUGGCAGAAACUUUACUCAGGUGAAACCUUACCAAGAAGGAGUCGUCAAGGUAAAGAACUUCCUGCCACCCAAGGCGCCGGAGCCCGAAAUCCACAUUCUGGAAAUUAGCGAAGAACUUCUUCGCAACGCGUCGAGCCUCGGAUCGCUGGUGCUCUCCGACGAACUUUCCGACUCGCAGGCCAGCAGCGUUCUCGGCAGGACUCCCCGCACUUUGGGCAGCGAUACCUGGACACGCCGACCCAGCCAAGCGGAUGCCCCUCUGACCGAGGAGGAAGAGGACCUAUGGGGCGCUCAGGGCCGAUCUGCUGCAGAAGCAGCUUUCACUGAAGCUAGAAUACAAGGAACCAGGACUCGUGCCAGUGAUGAUGAUGACUCAGGGAACAGUGACGUACGGCAGAGCAGCUCGUGGCAGGGCAGCAGCAGGCGGGGCAGCGCUCGCAGAGACCGUGCAAAGGGCAAGACUCGAACCAAAAGAAAUGCCGACGCAAAGACAGGACAUAAUUCCGAGGCUGAAAGUGAGAAAGGUGGUGAAAGCGGCGGUCUCGAGGCUGACGAUGAAACAUCGGACCUCAACUCGAGACGAGGGUCUGUAGCUUACGGAGAGGAACACAAUAAUUCUGAAGUCGAAAAUGAACUCGGCGAUGACAAGGAAAACUUAGAUACUGGCUAUCAUGAAGAUUUUUCUUCCUCGUCACCGCAUACCUUGAGCUAUCGAGAAGCCAGUGGAGACGUUCCGUCUGAAGUUGUCGUCCAGGGUGACCAGGAGGGUGCUGAAGAGGCAACCAAUUUACUGGAAGAGAAUGACUCUUUCCAACAAGAGAACGAGAGAUCCUUUUCCGAGCUUGAUGGACUUCGCCUAAGUGCCGAAGAAUUGGUGAAAGCCUCGGUGAGGAAAGCGGAGGCUUUUGUGAUCUCCUCUGACAUGCCUGACGCUGCGGCCGAUGGCAAUAACAGUCAGUCUGAAAAUGAUGGCGGGGCAGAAGCACAGGCUUCUGAAGGUACUGGCUCGCGGUUUGACCAGCUUGGUCGGAAGAACCGCAUUCCAUUACGUAGAAGCAGGAGUGAACCUCCACGUCGACUAGGACCCCCGAAAAGCCAAGCGACCAAAGCCAGAGGGAGGGGCAAACUAGCCACCAGCAGCUCAACCGCGAGGCUCGUCGGGCGAACGGGACGACAAGCUCCCGGGGGGCCGAGAAGCGACAUCGCGCAACGAGUUCCCAAUGCCAGAG
Molecule: messenger RNA, 1642 nt
Organism: Hyalella azteca
Lineage: Eukaryota; Metazoa; Arthropoda; Malacostraca; Amphipoda; Hyalellidae
Exons: 6
Source: RefSeq, a predicted model, not a curated record